Molecule: messenger RNA, 1709 nt
Organism: Ochlerotatus camptorhynchus
Lineage: Eukaryota; Metazoa; Arthropoda; Insecta; Diptera; Culicidae
Exons: 2
Coding region: 71-1693 (540 amino acids)
Source: RefSeq, a predicted model, not a curated record
UCGACCAUGGAAGUACAGUGUUGAUCGCUUUUGAAAUAGUGAAAAGACCCUUGCAGAAUAAGAAUAAAUUAUGAAUCAAUUGAUGGUCCACCUGACGGUGGUGGUGCUAGUGGCGUCAGUGGUCCGGGCAAGUGACGCGGACUUUCGGGUGUUCGAUUUCGGCGAUGAAGAUACGGAAUUUUUCAGUUCAUACGAAAAGGCCUUCAACGACCAUGAAUACUUCCCGUCGGAUUUAAAUCUAGGUGCGUUGGAUUUCAUUGCAGCUACGCCCAACUUUGCCAAACAUUCGUCCUACGUCGAUCCCAGUGAAGUGGAAGUGGCCCGGAGUAAGCGCAAAGCUGCCGCUGCCUCUAGUGAAGAGCACUCCGGUGAAGAUGGGGAGGGUCCGGACGACUACGUAGACCGGUACGAACGGUUCGUGAGCCGUCACUUCCAGGAUCGUGACCAGCAGCGGAAGGAGGACGACGCGAAGGGCGAUGGGGCGGGUUACCAGUAUAGGUUUGACUAUUCUCCAUCGGAUGACUACGAGAGGAUCAAGCAAGAGUCGGAGGCACAAAGUCGGCAACUGGCGAAGGAUCCGAAAAACUGCAAAGCCUUCGAACAGGAUGGGAUGUUGUGCCACGUGUGUCGAGAUCCAGCGACGGAUACCACAUCGGAGUCAUGUGCUUACGCCACAGUUCCUCACCAUAAGAAAUUUGCCUACGUGAAGCAGAAGAACUACAACAGUAGGGAUCACGAGAAGGAACCGGAGAAAGAGGAAGACGAAGCCGAUGUUGAAGGCGACGACGACGACGACGACGACGGUGAAGAUGAGAUUGAGGAAACUACCAAAGCUCCAGUUGCCACUGUGAAGCAACGAACUCGGGCGGAGAACAUUUCCAAUUUGCCGCAGCAGAAGCCGAAAGUUAUACCGACGAAGAAAUCCGUAGUUCACGUCAAACCAGGACAGGCGGCAAUCAACGGUGGUGGAUAUCGCUACCAGCCGGUUGAUAUGCGAUCAAACAAACAGCGACCAGCGGCGGCAGGUCCGGUUCAGACCAUUCAACCGACGUAUUACGACUUUUACACACAUUUCUUCCCGGCCUCGGCGGCGCCCUCGCACGGAUCGGUUGGUCGUAGUCAGAAGAUUCAACAACAGGCACCGGCCAACAGUGACGAUGUUUAUGUGCUGAGCUAUCGGGACAAGGACCAGGUGGCGAAGGUGCUGGCCGAUUUCGAAUCGCGCGAUUGGUCCAACUGUAAGAAAGGUAAGAAAAACGAACUAACCUGCUACACGUGCACCGACAAGGACGGCGUUAAACACGAGGAAUGCAUGUACCUUUCAGAAUCGCGCCAGGUUUCCUCCCGUGUACUUCCGUCAUCAUCACCGGUGGCAUCCCCGGCCCCAGCGACCCAGCAGCCUUCGGACUCCAAACCAACCAAGAAACCGCGCCGCAAGAAGGUCCAACCGGAGAAGAAACCCACUUCACCGAAGCUGAGGAAGCAGUCGGGCAAGUUGGUGGCGGCAAACGAUCCGAACGACGAAAGUGGCGAGCAAGCUGUGACGGCGGCCAGCAACAAAGGACACGAACGGCAGACGGUCAAGCGGACCGUUUCGAUCAAGAGCCACGUGGACGAUUCUUCCGCGUUGGAUCCCUGGCUGGAUGGGGAACGGGUCGUGCACUACGAGCACCACGUGAGCCACCGGCUGUGAGCUGUCGUCGAACGAG